AUUUAAUACCACUACCUCACCGAUGGGAAGUACACAGAAAUCCAAACCUUUGGCUAUAAAAUAAAGGGUAAGCACCGUUUUUUUAUUAUUCUGGAACAAAACGAAUACUAAAUACAACUCGUGUUUUAUACUAUGUUUAUUAGAGACCUUUAGAUUGAUGUUUACGGCAAACGUCAAACCGCUAGUGAGGUUUUUGAUUUUACAACUCUAUUAUAAUAGCUUUUACACUAAAUUACACCAGUUUUGAAAUAUGUUAAACUUAUUAAACUUGUGCUCUUUAGCAAUGAUUUAAGAAAGCAAAUUAACCACUAGUCAUGCCAUUCACCAAAGCAGUAAAUUAAGAUUUGGCGUUUGAAGUUGACGUUUGGCGUAUAAAUUUCAUGCUUGAACUGCUACGAGGGCUUGUAGUCGUUAAAACAUGAAAUUUAUACGCCAAACAUCAACUUCAAACGCCAAAUCUUAAUUUACUGCUUUGGUGAAUGGCAUGACUAGUGGUUAGGGACCGGUCAUUAUUUAUGAAAGGGGGGGAGGGGAAUUUUUUCUUUCCAAAAUUUUUUAAAUUGAAAGCCCCCCCUUAAGAGAGCAGAAAUUUAAUGAUGACCCCCCUGCAUAUUAGAAUUUUUUUGUUGGAUCCCCCCUCCCCCAUUUUCAUUUUUACUUGUCAAAUGGGAAUACCCAGGCGUUAUAGUGUUACUUAUUAAAUAAGAAUAUGGAACUGACCACUCAGAUAUUAAUGUUGACCAAAAAUAUAUAUUAGCAGAAAAUUAUAAUUAAAAGAGGAGUAUUUUUAUAUAUAACACUAAAAUCAGGUUUCCAUUUGGUCUGGAUGAUUGUUUAACGGCAGAGUAUUAAAGAUGAUGUCCACUCCGUUCUGCACAUCAGUUCUGCUCAUAACAAAGGGGGACCCCCAGAUAUAAACAUUGCCCAAAUUUUGCAUCUUUAACCGUUAUAAUAUUUUAAAAUAACAAAAUUAUUCAAAAAAUAUUAACAAUAUAUGUAAAAAAUAUAUCUCACUUGUUAAUAGAAUUCAUUUGUUGUGUUUCUGAGUCUAGUUGAUGCAAUUGCUUUCCGUUUUUGUUGUAAAAUCAAAAACUUCGCUAGCGGUUUGACGUUUGCGGUAAACGUCAAUCUAAAUGUCUCUAUUAGAGAUAAUAAUAUAAUAUAUACAAUUAAUAACAUAAUAAUAUAAUAUAUAUAAUAAUGAUAAUAAUAUAAUAUAUAUAAUAGGUUUUGUUUGUGGAAACACCACGUAAAUUUAUUACUGCAAAGCUUUCGAUCCGUAAGCCCGGAUCUUCAUCAGUGCUAAUAAUAUGAGAUCUUCAUGAGCCCGGAUCUUCAUCAGUGCUUCAUAUUAUUAGCACUGAUGAAGAUCCGGGCUUACGGAUCGAAAGCUUUGCAGUUGUAAUAAAUUUACGUGGUGUUUCCACAAACAAAACCUAUUAUAUUUUAUCACCAUGCAAACAUACAAAGAACUUAUAAUAUAUAUAAUAAUAUAUACAAUUAUGGGGACGGCUCGUGAGCUCUUCUCGAGCAGAACGUUCUUUCUGUGUCUUAAUUGUUGUAUGCAGAAGAGAAUGAUGCAGCCUGCAUUAAGUUGACUUUCCAGUUUUGAAUUUACUUUUGAGUUUGAAAACAAAUUAAAGAUGCGGUACAGUCCGAUCUGUGCAUGUGCACAAAAGAGCCCUCUGUUUAUUUACAAACAGUUUAUUUAGGUUUUUAUUUCAUUUUAUGUUCUUGCAAAGCUUGAUUGUUGUCUCUUGACAAUUUAUUAUACUCUAGAAUCAUGAAAAUAUAAAUAGUUGUGGAAUAAAAUUCAAUAUUUUGGAUACCGAAAUGUAAACAAAGCCUUUGUUUACAUAUGGACUGUACAGCAUCUUUAAGGUUCCAAAUAAAAGGGGAAAAAGCAUGUUCGAACAUACACUGAUAUCCAUACAGAAGCCCAGAGGCGACAGCAUUUUUUAUUUUAUUUAUAAUUUCUCAUCCCCCUGCCCGCAUUGUUUUUUGGGCAGCCUCCUCGAUGGCCAAUAAUACCAUUUUUGCCAUUGGGUCAUCCCAGAAAAGAUCCACACUUCCCCCACGGAGGAAAUUUCUGCUGUCCGGAGGGGGAGGGGAGACAAAAUUGUUUGUGAUAAUAGUAAAUGAAUUAGGACAUCCGAAGGUGGUAGGGGGGUUAACUUCCAAUUUCCUCCGUGGGGGUGGUAUGGAUGUUUUCUGGAAUUACCCAUUAUCAAAUCAAUUUUUACACAUUCAUAUGCAAAAUACCAUCUCUUUCCUGCCUUAGAUGCUUUUUCGAAGACCAAAUAGCGACACAUUGCUUUACGUUUCAAUAUCGGACCGGAAAUCAAUGAAUUUUUUAAAUUAAACAGAAAAUUGUACGAGCGUUCACAAAGAAGACACUGUAUGUAAUUAGAAUAGUGGUAAUUGCUGCCCGCCCGCAUCAACUUUGGGGACAGCCCUGGAUGAGAAAUUAAUAUGCACCAAAUACUGGCCUAAAACUACUUUUGUAUUUUACAUUUUUGUGUUUUAUAUUUUGUAUUUUUGUGUUUUAUAUUUUGUAUUCUGUGUUUUAUAUUUUGUAUGUUUGUGUUUUAUAUUUUGUAUUUUUGUGUUUUUGGACUUUUUGCUGUGGAGCGAGUGAGCCUGAAGCGAGCGAGCGAAGCAGCAGCCUAAUUUGUGCAGUAGGCAGUAAAAAAGCAGAUUUUUAGCGUCGCAUGGAAUAAUUUGUGGUUGUGCGCAUUUGUAUGCGCUGUUUUCAUAAAUCCGUCUCACCUCACUACACAUGCGCAAUCAGCUCAAAUUUAUCUCAAAUUUAUGAUAUUUUUUAUUGAUUUUCAACCACAGAUUGGGUUAUACAACUAAACAGCAAGUAAAAGGUACGAGAUAUCAACCGAUAUUCUGUUUUUCAAUAAGCACAAGAUUGGCAGUUGUUUGUUGUUUUGCCUGAUUUUUUGGUGUAAUUUGUUUCACUAUAUUAUACACCCUGUAAUAUUAGCGCAUUUGGUGGCUGGAGAUUUGGUUUAUCAUUUUGUGCGACGUGUAACAGACAGUAUUGCAUGUGGCGUGUUUGAAGUAUAUUGUUUAUUGUUUUGCUUGCUUCGAUUUAUAAACUAUUUUUAAUCAGUUUAAGGUUUUAAGAUAGAAAAAAGACCAAUUUACACGUUGUUACUGUUUCAUUUUUAAAGUUCGUCCAAUUUUAUCACAACCUUCUAAGCGUUUUAAAAGAAAGCCAGAAAGUAUAGUAAUAAUAUUUUGUCGUGUCAAUAUUUGUAAGCCAUAAGGCAUGAUCAUUUUUUCUCAAGGGUGCAUGGGUUGACUACAAAAUGUUUGUAGUUCGCUAUAUUAUAGCGAACUACAAAAAUUUUCAGGUAGUCAACCCACCCUUGAUCAAAAAUGAUCAUGCCUUAAACUACAGCUAUACUUCAAAAAUAUGUAGUCAGCUACAACUACUGGAGUACUGCUACUUUUGAACAAAGAUAGUUCGCCACUGAGUACAGCUACUGCAUGCUUAAAAUGUAGCGAACUAUUUCGCUACACGCUAUAUUUUUUAGUUUUACUGUAUUUGGAGGAAUUGGAGCAUAUGACUACUAACUCAGGCUGUAAUGUAUAACCCAUAACAAAUCGACUUACGAGUAUAGCAAUUACAGUAAACACAAAGCAACAUUUUUGUAAGCACUACAGUGUUCGGGAGUGCAAAUUGACUAUUGAGGAUUGAUUUUAAGCAAACCGUUGUCUCGAUAUUUUGCUAUUCUAUCAAGUUCUAGAAUUUUAAAAAGUAGCGAAUAGCGAUUCGCUGUUUGAAAAGUAGUCAACUACAGGGCUGCAAAUAAAUAUUUGACUUGACAGGACAUUUGUCCGAUCACUUUUAAUUUUGGUCGGACAUAACUUGAAUUUGGUCGGACAAAAACCAACACCACUAAAUUAAGAUAUAUAUAGGCUAAGUUACAAGACAAGUAUGUAUAGCCAUUCCGGCGCAACGUGAAAGUAUAAAAUGCUAGAAUGCCUCGUAAAUUUUAUUGCAAAAUGCAAAUUGAGUGAAUUUGCAAUCGAAUUUUGUCACAGCAAAAAAAUGUAUAAUGUGACAAUUUUUUUUGUGAUCUGACCAAUGUCCGUUCAAAAUUACUUUUGCUCGGACAUUUGCCAAAUUUAGUCGGACAUUGUCCGAUGUCCGACAGUAAUUUGCAGCCCUGGUCAACUACUUGGCUAUUUUUAGGCAAAAUGUAGUUCGCUAUAAAUACAGCUACUGUUUUAAAAAAGCAGUCAAAAACUACUGGCUACUUGAAAAUUGUAGUUCGCUGCAGUAGCGAACUACAACUACUUCGCUACUACCCAUGCACCCUUGUUUUUAAUAACAGCUAGAUAGUACAUCAUAAUCAGCCGAGAGCAGUUUUAGUGUAAACUAUUUCUAGUAUUUAACAUAUAAAGCGUGGGCUUUAGUUUAAUGUUAUCCGUAAGAUUGUGCAUUUUACAGUCUAUUAAUUCAAAAAACUUGCGCGUCGGGAACAAAAUUCUAUAGACGCUAAUGUCUAAUUAGUGAAAUUAAUAAAAUUACAUGUUAUUAAAAUCACAUAUGUGCACAGCGCUGUUAUAAUCUAUAAUAUAUCAUAAGCAUAAAUUAUUUAAGACAACUGAUUCGCAUUGUAUACAGUAGCGAAUGCGCUUUCCAACAAGCACACUAAUAUCCCCGUCUUAUCAGUUCUGGAUUCUCCGAUUCCCCAUUCCCUGUUUUAAAGAUAAAACAUCAAAAACGCGGGAUGAUACACUCACAAGACAAAAGUUAAUUUUAUAUGUAAUUCUACUUUGUCUUGAAACCAUGGUUUUCAAAAUUUUCUGUGAAACACGCCAUUGUCUUCCCCUCAUCCGGGUCCUUCUUUAUUUUACACAAUUGGAAGAAAAAGUGAAAAACCCUCAUGUCAGUCAUUCCAUGCCAUUAAUUAAAUAUCAGAACAGUAUUAAAAGUGACAUUUAAAAUAUGCACAACAUAUGCCGUUCCCACUCAUUUUUGACCAGCAACCUUGGCAGACCUGUGUACUUAACAUGUGUAUACAUUAUUUCAGGCUUACUGUCGAAAUGUUUCAAAAUCUCCUGAACAAACGGUAUAUACGUGUCCUUCUUAUCUUCGCAACGAUCGUUCUCAUUGUUGUGGGCUAUAAUUUUUAUAAUAUCAACGUGUUAAGUAUGUACUAUACCCAAAAUGAGAAUCCUUUAUCUUGGGAUGGAGUUCCAACGCACAAAGACACGUUGGUCGAUUGGAAACAGGUCAAUCAAAUGAGGAAACUGCCAAAGUCUGUGGAUUGGUCGAAAAUAAAAAGAAGAACACCACCAAGCAAGGAGGAUAUGCAUGAUAAAUGGAUCGUGGUGACCUCAAUUGCUGCUCCAACGAGUGAUGUCAAGUUGCUCUCCCAGAUUGCAGGAUGGAAACUUUUAGUUGUUGGAGAUAAAAAGACACCAAAAUCUUGGAGGUACUUUUAAACUCCAAAAUAAUGUAGUAGUAUAUCUAAGAGUUAUUUUGCUGCCCCCACCAUAGCCCGCGUGCAGGCCCAAGGGAAGAAUAGUGGGCCUGCAAGCAAGGCCCGGUAUUUUGUACUUUCCGCGUUCGCCCACGAACGCGGCAUUCUGAUUGGCUGUUUGCUGUUGGAUUCUAUAAUUAGAUCACUGAUUCAUCACAAAGGCUCUUGAUAAGCUUAAAUUCGAAAAUUGAUCACUUUUUUCGAUUAUAAAUGCAACAAGAACAGACUGUUUAUUGUUUACUUGAAGGAUGAGAUGUUUUUGCCGCCACUCAGCACAGCAUUUCUACAUUGGUACUACCUACACUGGUACAGACAGAUUUAGUAAAUUGCCCACAUUUGUAUGCAUGGCCGAACAUCCAAACAAUACCUUCAUACACAACAAUAAAGAGACUUUUUUAUUACUGUUAAUUAUUACAUGCUUGUUUGGAUUCUCAUUUAUAUGAGUUUUAAACAAUAGAAACUAAUUAUGGUACCUCGGUGAUCAUACUACAGGGUGAGUAAAUAAAAAACUGACACCUUUGUUAUUCAAAUUAGCCGCGAAGGUAUCAGUUUUUUUUACUCACCCUGUACAGGGCCUGGUGUCCCAAGAAAACCAAAACUAUUGAAUGCCCUAUAGCACUAAACAGAACGCAGAGAUACGUAAAAUAUUGACUGAGUACAUAUGUUAUAAAUAUUGACUUAUUAUAAGAAAUUAAACUAUCUUUGUAAAGCGCAUGCGAUUUUCUGCUCUUGGGAAUUGAAAGCAGCUUCUUAAUAAACAGUUUCUUUACGCAUAAAAUUUACUUGAUGUCAAUCUUUUAUGCACUUGUGGGUCCAGUGCUGAGACAUUCAAAUUCUAACAAUACGUUAUUUCAAUAGUUUUGGGUUUUUUUGGGGACACCCUGUAUUACAAACUAAUAGCAUGACAUGAGGGAGAUUUAUAGUGAUUAAAUGCCUCGAAGGCUCGGGAGGUUUGGAAUUCCACCAUAGAUAUCUUAUAUAUACUAGAUAGCGCAUUUCUUUUAGUAAAAUUGAAGCCAAGAAUAUUCCAGCGGUUACCCCCAUUUGAAUGGAUGGCGGCCAUGUUGGUCGUUCCCACUUGCUAAUAAACGCUUAAAAACAAAAAUAACUUUCAUCAUUUGAAUAGUUUAAAAAUGUAUUUGGAAUAGGGUUAACUUAAUGUUUAAGUUCCCUGUUUAAGAAAUAGAAAACAUACGAAUCUUCUCAUUUCAUGGGAACGACCUGAGACUGCAAUCACAGCUUCAAUUGUUGAAUUGCAGAAUAAUUAGAUGCACUAUCUAGUGUAUAUAAGAUAUUAUAUAAUACCUUAUUGAAUUCUGAUCGUUUAAUUGGCUGAUUAUGGUCACGUGAUAUUGAAUAGAAAAUUCCAUUUCCCGAGAGUGCAAUGGAAUACGUUCCAUUGCACUCUUGCGAGUGCAAUUGUACUAUACGUUUUAUUCCAUUGCACUUCUUUGUGUUUUCGAUAAAUCGCAUCCGUCAAAAUGCUUCUCGUACGGUGAUUGCAGUUUAUUUUAUCCCGAUAUUCGAAACUUAGUUAAUGGGAUUUAAUGCAAAUACGACUCGUCAGAAUGGCGGGAGCUUACAGUAAACCUUUUGAUAUUAGUCUAUUUUGGUAUUAUAUAAAACAAAUAAUGAAUGUUUUUAUUCGUGCAAUGGUAAGAAUAUUUUCAUUCGGUGAAAGAUGGAAUGUUCCAUUCAACUCGGCUGUCGCCUCGUUGAAUGGAACAUUCCAUCUUUCACCGAAUGAAAAUAUUCUUACCAUUGCACGAAUAAAAACAUUCAUUAUUUGUAUAUCUAUGAAUUCCACAAACCUCCCUCGCCUUCGGGGCAUUUGAUCACUAAUCUCCCUCAUGUCAUGCUAUUACUUAUAAUUAUAAACUGAUUGACCUCGAUUAUUUUAUUUCGACAGCCUACCAAAUACAAUAUACCUGAGUGUAGAGAAACAAGUGGAGCUUGGCUAUCGUACUGCACAAGUGAUGCCCUACAGUAACUACGCUCGCAAGACCAUUGGUCACCUUUAUGCAAUACAACAUGGUGCUGAAAUGAUCUACGAAACAGAUGAUGACACCCAUCCAUACAACAACACCAUAAAAUUCUUCCAAGAACAGAAAGGCGACUUUUAUGUCUACAGCACGGAUCGCGACACCGUAAACCCGUACGCGCACUUUGGUCAAGCUUCCAUAUGGCCUAGAGGUUACCCUCUAGAAAACAUAGCCAACCCCCCUGUGUAUACGUUUGUGAAGUGUAAAGAUGCUAGAGCUCUCAUACAGCAGGGGGUGGUGGAUGGUGACCCGGACGUGGAUGCAGUGUUCCGAUUAACCCGUAAGGAUGAUGGUGUGCAACUGGACUUAAGGUUUGACCCUAAGGCUCCACCUAUCUUGAUCCCGCCAGGUGCCUACACGCCCUAUAACUGUCAGAAUACUCUUCAUUUCAAAGAUGCAUUUUGGGGAUUGGUGUUACCCCCCAGUGGUACACUUCGUGUUACUGAUAUUUGGAGAUCAUUCUAUGUACAGCGACUGCUACAAGAAGUCAAUGGCUAUCUUGGUUACUUUGGACCUACUGCUUAUCAGGUGAUUAUAUUUUAUGAUCUACUCAUUUCAUUUUGCAUGAUAUUCUCUGUUUAGGUUGGAAGCCAGAUGUUGGGAGGCAGGUCGUCCAUGGCCGUCUAUUAAAAGGUGGCCGCCGAUGUUCAAAAGUAGCCAUCCUUAGGACGGUCGCGGGUAACAGUACAUGUAACCCGUACAGACGUAAAACCCUGGUCAAACGAGAGUGCAUGAGAGUUCCAAAUCUUGUCAACCCUCAUGCACUCUCGUCAACUUUGGUUCAAAUUUUGAUGAGCGUUUUCGCUCGUAAUAUCUGUAGCCAACUCUAGUGCAACUCGUUUGGCAUAAAUCUGCUCUUUUAGAAAUGCUUCCUCUUAUAUUUUUACCCAACAUCGCAAGGCAGGCUCUCUAUUUCCACAUGCUGGGGCAAAGAACUCCCAAAAUCUGGGGGUUCACGUGACCAGCCGCAACCAAGGUCUUUGCCGUAGCAUGUGGAUGUAAAGAGCGUGGUGUAUGAGGUUUGAGUUGACUGAGUUUCUCACUCAUUGGUGAGUGGAUUUCCCAACAGGCUAUUGCCAAUUGAUAGGGGAUCCGAGGAACCUACGAUUUUAACGUCCUUAUCCGAGAAGACGCGAAAGUCUAACCAUUUACUGGUGUCAUGUAAAGGUAGCACUUUCUCCUCAAUUAUUUUAAGAUCUUGAGUAGAGUUCGGACCAAGGACUGAACCCAGGUCUUCUUGCUUGAAAGGCAAGCGUGAUGAUCAUGCUUUACUAAUACUCUUCUCUAACUUCCAGGUCCGUAAUGCGCACAACUACCUCAGAGAUUUCAUAGACGAAGAAGAGCUGUACUACAAAUCAGGUCGCUACAUCUCCUAUCUUGAGAAAUGGAAUGGAAGAGGUCUGGAUUUCUUUAACCGUAUGCUGAAACUCGCCAUUGACUUGGUGGUGGAAGACAUCUGGAAGCCUAUAGAUGCUGUUGUCGUGGAAGCAUGGAUCGAGGAUUUGGUUAGUUUUGGAUAUGAACCACCCAAGCUGAGUACAACUCCUAAACCGUGCAAGCAUAUCAUCGAAAACGCAAAAGAAAUGAAGUUCCAGCAGCAACCCUCGUCGCAUUUAAGAAUUGGAAAGAAAAUGAAAGAAAUACAGAGCUUAGGUUAAGCUUCGGUCAUGCAACAAUGCUCGCAACGAUGUUAUCCGGUUUCCUGCAGUAACAAUCAGUGAUCAUGUUGCUUGUGAUGUUACUCGAGUGUAUAUCCACACCGGGCAAGCUUGAAAAAUAUGCCUGGCCACGGUGGGAAUCGAACCUACGACCUUUGGAAUACUAGCGGGAUAUACACUCAGAGUAACAUCACAAGCGUCAUAUUCACCCGAGUACAUUGCACCAACACAGAAAAAAUAAUCAGUGAUCAUUGUUAAAAUUGUGGUGUGUUGUAGUCAUAGGUGUAGCAAUUUUUAAUGUCGUCAUGUUAAUUGUAAAAUGUGAUCAUGCUGUAACAAUGUUUUCAUAAGGGGCGGACCAUUUGACGUUUGAGAGGGGGGAGGGGGUGGAAGAUUCAAUCUGUGCAAGAAUUUUUUUCCGCCCAGGCGAACAAGACAGAUAUUUUUUCCUGUAAAAGUGCAGCGCAAGAUAUUUUUUUACCAAUAUAUUUGGCGGCAUGAUCUUUUUUGCCUCUCAUAAUAACGGCUUACAGUAACUGAAGGCUUUCAUAUAGCUAUCAUCAGAGACGUAGCAGGGGUUUUCAGUCAGAGGAGGCCGAGAACUGAAUCCCAAGAGGAGCCAAGGAAUUUUCACUGUGCUUUAUUUUAUAUGGUUAUGUCUUAAUGUUCUCC
This is a messenger RNA of Paramuricea clavata, 9879 nucleotides long. The record is from the annotation of a GenBank genome assembly. NCBI's taxonomy places the organism in Eukaryota, Metazoa, Cnidaria, Anthozoa, Malacalcyonacea, Plexauridae.